UUGGCGGAUGAAAAGCAGUUGUGUUUUAACUAACUAAACAACAUGAAGUUUCUUAUCAUUCUUGCUUUGGCCGUGGCCGCAACAGCUUUCCCCGAAAGCGAGCUGGUCCAUCUCUCACGUGUGAUGCCCGUCCAGGACAACAUUGAGGGUCGCAUCACCAAUGGCAAGCAGGCCAGCGUUGGUCAGUUCCCCUACCAGGUGGGUCUAUCCCUCAAGGUUUCCGCCCUGUCCUCUGCCUGGUGCGGUGGCUCCCUGAUCGGCAGCAACUGGGUACUGACCGCUGCUCACUGUACCGAUGGUAUUCAGUCUGUGACCGUCUAUCUGGGCGCUACUGUGCGUACCUCACCCGAGGUUAGCCACACCGUUUCCAAGUCCGACAUCCUUAUUCACUCCGGCUGGAACACAAACAACCUGAAGAACGAUAUCUCCUUGAUCAAGAUCCCCGCUGUUGCCUUCUCCAGCAGAAUCCAGGUCGUCAAGCUACCAUCCAUUUCCAGCUCUUACUCUACCUAUGCCGGCUCCGCUGUUGUCGCCUCUGGCUGGGGCCGUACCAGCGACUCUUCCAACUCUGUUGCCACCAAUUUGCAGUACGUCGAUCUGACCGUCAUUGCCAACUCUGUCUGUGCCGCCACUUACGGCACCAGCAUUGUCACCUCGUCCAACAUCUGUGUCGCCACACCCAGUGGCAAGUCCACCUGCAACGGUGACUCUGGCGGCCCACUGGUACUCGAAGCCAGCAAGGUCCAGGUCGGUUUGACCUCCUUCGGUGCUGCUGCUGGCUGCGAGCUGGGCUACCCAGCUGCGUUCACCCGUUUGACCAGCUACUUGGACUGGAUCAAGUCUAACACUGGCAUCUCCUACUAAAUAUCCGAAACUUCCAACUCGCAAUAAAAACACAGCAUUUAAUGAAAAUA
Messenger RNA from Drosophila hydei, 914 nucleotides. Its product is annotated as serine protease 1. Gene Ontology annotation, biological process: proteolysis. The record is from RefSeq and is a predicted model, not a curated record. The coding region runs from base 43 to 864 and encodes 273 amino acids. The transcript is spliced from 2 exons. Gene Ontology annotation, molecular function: serine-type endopeptidase activity. Lineage: Eukaryota; Metazoa; Arthropoda; Insecta; Diptera; Drosophilidae.